Diutina rugosa is the source of this 633-nucleotide messenger RNA. It is a transcript of the gene SFT2, whose product is annotated as Sft2p. The record is from RefSeq and is a predicted model, not a curated record. Gene Ontology annotation, cellular component: membrane. The coding region runs from base 1 to 633 and encodes 210 amino acids. The transcript has a single exon. Gene Ontology annotation, biological process: vesicle-mediated transport. NCBI's taxonomy places the organism in Eukaryota, Fungi, Ascomycota, Pichiomycetes, Serinales, Debaryomycetaceae.
AUGUCCGCGGAAACCAACUUCCGCCAGCUGUUUGCCAACUGGAGCCAGCGGCUGAGUGCUGCUGCCACCAAUACCACAUCGGGACCGCAACCAGUGCUCGCAGAAUGGACCGAUUACGUGCGACUGGGGGUGGGCAACUUAUACACUCAGUUGCCGCUGUAUCUGGGCCAGACCCAGCCUGAGGAGCCCGGGUGGUUUCAGCUUGGCCGCGUCGACCGGCUCAUAGGGUUCGGCGCCUGUCUCGCCGCCCUGACCCUCUGUUUCGUCCUCUGCGUGUUCAUGUUCCCCGUGCUUGCGCUACGGCCGACGAAAUUCGCCAUGUUGUGGACGAUGGGGUCGUUACUAUUUAUCGUACUGUUUGGCGUGUUAUCAGGUCCCGUGGCCUAUACCAAACACUUGCUUUCGGCGCUGAGAAUACCGUUUACCGCCAUCUAUUUUGGCCUGGUGGUCAUGACGGUAUGGUCAGCGCUAGUGCUAAAACUGACGGUGCUAGUGAUCAUAUCCAGUGCCAUCGAGUUGGUGGCGGUGGUGUACUACGUGGUGAGCUACUUCCCCUUUGGCGCCCAGGCAAUCACCUUCUUCUCGAGCUACAUCAUGGGCUACGUGGGAGGGUUCUUUGGUGCCGUAUUCUAG